AUGAGCCAAAAAUACGGUCAGAAGGACGGAAUCUUCUCCGAAUCUCAGGAGAACGAUGACGUCUAUGAUGACGACGAGUCUACUCCUCUGUACGCGGGAAGCCAAAGAAAGAAAACGGAAGGAUGGGACGUGUUCCAAGACCCUCCCCCACCCGAGGAGGACGACACGAUAAACCCCCAAUGGAUCGAUGUGUCGCUCAAGAUCACGAAAGUGAUUGUCUAUAUCCUGACGGCAACCAUUGUACUCAGCACAUCAAUCAUCGCCAAAGGCGCCAUACUUUUCAUCACAUCCCAUGUCGGGCAAAAAACCGUGCCCGUAUGCCGACAAGGUCUUCCCGUCGAACGCGAUAAGGACUACCAAGCUAUCAUCCCACCUGUGGAACGAAUAGCUUGGGUAUGGUCUCUCUUCCUGGUACUGAUAAUGCCGGAGCUAUUCACGUUGUUCCGAGCGUGUCGCGUUUGUUUCUUCAAAAGCUACCGGCCCCCGAACAAAGACACCUUCAUCAUGGUCCUCGUCAUGGAGUCGUUACACGUGCUGGGCAUGGUGCUCUUGGUGUUCGUCGUUCUACCUGAAAUGGACGUCGUCAAAGCAGCGAUGCUCACAAACUGCAUGUGUUUCAUUCCUGCCCUCUUCGGAAUGUUAUCGCACUAUCCCGGCGAAGAGAAACGCGCCCUCCGUACCCUACUCGAUUUCUUCUGUCUGUGCGCUCAAGCGAUGGGAUUUUUCGUUUGGCCUUUCGUCGUCGAAAGCGAGCAUUCCUGGACUAUUCCCGUCUCUUGUCUGCUGGUAUCCUGUCGCUGGUGGGAAAACUAUGUUGACAAACGAUCGUCGUUUGGCCUCAUCGCUCGAUUCGGAAGAAUGAAAGAUGACUUGCGAAAAUCUCGCUACUUCUCCUACAUCUUUAUCUCGGCCUGGAAAGUGUUGCUCUACUUCAGUCUCAUGCUGUUCGUCAACAUGAUAACGAUGGAGAACGUUGUGGACUUGUUGCGUUCGUUCGCAAAAGCUUUCCGCAGCCACCAGAUCAGCAUCGUGCAGGUUUACCAACGUGUGUUCGACCAGCUGCCGCCGGACAUUCCGACGGCAUCACCUUUGGACGAUGAUAUCUCGCUGUCGACGUUCGAAUGGACUCCGAUUAUCGUGGCCAUGAUCCAGAUUUGCGCGGCGCACAUCUGCUACGUAUCGUCGAAAUUCGCUUGCAAGAUCUGCAUCCAAGGGUUCAGCUUCGCCUUCCCAAUCUCGUUGACCAUACCCGUCUCGAUAUCGCUGCUGAUCGCCUCUUGCGGAAUUCGGUUCGAGGACGUCUGCUUUUUCGACGGCUGGCUCCCCAAAUAUCUCUUCUGGAAGUGCCCGACCGGAGAAUUCUUCCAGGACUUCAUUACGACCCAGAACGCCUGGGUGUGGCUCGUGUGGCUCCUAUCGCAAACCUGGAUCGCUGUUCACAUUUGGACACCGAAAUCGGAACGUUUGUCGUCCACGGAGAAGUUGUUCGUGUGUCCCAUGUACGUGGGGACCCUGAUCGAUCAGUCGCUGGCGUUCAACCGGCGCCGAGACGACGAAGGAGAACUUAAGAGUGACGAGCUCGCACUCGACGGAACCGACGACUACGAGACCAUGUACGAAACCAUAUCCGAGUCAUCGGACAAGGACAAGGACAAAGAGAGGAAAGUCCAGCAAUCGACCGUGAAGGCUUCCGAUCACGUCACGAAAAUCUACGCCUGUGCCACCAUGUGGCACGAGACCACCGACGAAAUGGUCCAACUCUUGAAGUCAAUUAUGAGGAUGGACGAGGAUCAGUGUGCCCGUCGAAUCGCUCAGAAAUAUCUUCGCAUCGUUGAUCCCGAUUACUACGAGUUCGAAGUGCACGUCCUCUUCGACGAUGCUUUCGAAUGGUCAGAUCACAGCGACGAAGACCGUCAAGUGAAUCGAUUCGUGACCACCCUUGUGAAAGUAAUGGAUACAGCAGCCAGCAACGUUCACCAGACUCCAAUCAAGUUGAAGCCGCCGAAAAAAAUCCCCACCCCUUACGGCGGCCGACUCGUGUGGACUAUGCCCGGAAAGAAUAAGUUCGUCGUACACAUGAAGGAUAAGAACAAGAUUCGUCACAGGAAACGCUGGUCGCAGGUUAUGUACAUGUACUACCUGCUCGGACACCGUCUCAUGGAGCUCCCAAUCGACGUUGCCCGCAAAGCUGUUAUGGCGGAGAACACCUACAUUCUCGCCCUGGACGGAGAUAUAAACUUCAGACCUCACGCUGUUCAACUUCUCGUCGAUCUUAUGAAGAAGAAUCGAGGCUUAGGGGCUGCUUGCGGUCGGAUCCAUCCCGUCGGAGCCGGACCUAUGGCUUGGUACCAGAAAUUCGAGUACGCGAUUGGUCAUUGGCUGCAAAAAGCUACCGAGCACAUGAUCGGCUGCGUACUCUGCAGUCCUGGUUGUUUUUCGCUUUUCCGAGCGAAGGCAUUGAUGGACGACAACGUCAUGAAGAAAUACACCACGGAAGCUACCGAAGCUCUGCAUUAUGUUCAGUACGAUCAAGGCGAAGAUCGUUGGCUGUGCACGCUUCUGCUCCAGAGAGGUUACCGAGUAGAAUAUUCAGCUGCUUCCGAUGCCUACACCCAUUGCCCCGAAGGGUUCGGAGAAUUCUACACCCAGAGAAGACGAUGGGCUCCUUCGACGAUGGCUAAUAUUAUGGAUCUGCUCGGUGACUAUAAACGAACCGUCGCUAUAAAUGACAACAUAUCACUCCCCUAUAUCAUUUAUCAAUCCAUGUUGAUGGUUGGUACAGUCCUCGGACCCGGAACUAUAUUCCUCAUGUUGGUGGGAGCUAUGGUCGCCUCCUUCAGGAUAUCGAACUGGGAUUCCUUCUAUUACAACAUUAUCCCAAUCCUCUUCUUCAUGAUCAUCUGUUUCACAACUAAGAAUGACAUACAGAUCCUGGUGGCGCAAAUACUAUCCGCUGGAUACGCACUCCUGAUGAUGGCAGUCCUGGUGGGAACGGCGAUACAAAUUGCAGAGGACGGGGCUGGAUCACCCUCCGCAAUAUUCCUCUUGUCCUUAUCAGGGUCGAUGGUAGUGGCAGCAUUGAUGCAUCCUCAGGAAUUCUCAUGCGUGAUACCUGGAUUUAUCUAUCUGAUGUCGAUCCCGUCGAUGUACUUGCUGCUGAUCCUGUAUUCCCUCAUCAACUUGAACGUAGUUGCUUGGGGAACCCGAGAAACCAUCCAGAAGAAGACUCAGAAGGAACUGGAGGAAGAGAGGAAAGCUCUCGAAGAGGAAAUGAAGCUGAAGAAGAACCGAAAACUACUCGGGCUCUUCGACCUCAACGAUGACGAGGGCGGCGUUUUCGGAAUCUCGAAUCUCUUCACCUGUAUGAUCUGUUCGAAUCCCCGAAACCAAGAAGAAAAAUUACAACUAGCCAGCAUAGGCGAAUCGCUGCACACGUUCGGGAAAAAGCUCCAUAACCUGGAGCGUCAGCUGGAGCAUAUACACGGUAUUGUUCCUUUCGACCGGCGAAAGUCGUCGAGACCAGGCCGGAGCGCGAGCCGUGCUACCGACCAUGGACUCAGCGUUGUCAACGAAUCAGAUGGAGAGCUCUCAGACGUCUCCGAUCAUUCCGACACCGAUUCGACGAGGACAGAUAUGCGGCCGAAGCGAGACGAUCUGAGAAAUCCGUACUGGAUCGAAGACGAAGGCUUGAAACACGGCGAAGUUGAAGCUCUUUCCGAUCAGGAGACCACGUUCUGGAAAGACAUGAUAAAGAAAUAUCUCUACCCCAUCGACGAGAACAAGGAGCAACAGGCUCGCAUCGCCCGCGAUCUCAUAGAACUGCGGAACAAAGUCGUGUUCGCCUUCAUAAUGUUCAACGCUCUGUUCAUCCUGAUCGUGUUCCUUCUGCAGCUGAACAAGAAACAGCUGCAUAUCAAUUGGCCUCUAGGAGUCAAAACGAACAUCACAUUCAUCCCCGACACUUCGCAAGUCAUCAUCGAGAAGGAGUAUCUCCAACUGGAACCGAUCGGACUGAUAUUCGUCAUUUUCUUCGGAAUCAUCACCCUCGUCCAGUUCAUGGGCAUGUGCUUCCACCGAUUCGAGACCCUAUCGCACAUGCUCGCCUCGAUCGAGCUCACCUGCUUCAGCCCGAAGGUCGAAGACGCAUCAGGAGAUGCUUUCAUCGACAAGAACGGAGUGCAGAUCGCUAAGCAGCUGCAGAAACUGAGAGGCAUUGACGACGAGUCCGACGGAUACAAGAACGGCAGUGACAACUGCCUGGCGCGUCGGAAAACGAUUCAGAACCUCGAGAAGCGACGCAACCAGCGGACAAAGACAGGAACAUUGGACGUCGCCUUCCAGAAACGGUUCCUCAGCAUAUCGGCCGAGCAGCAGAAUAAUGGGAGCAUCGGAGGUCCGAUGCUCAACAACUUGAGACGAAUUAGCAGAAAUCGGGACACGUUGCGAGCCCUGGAAAUUCGUAAGAACACCGUGUUGGCCCACAACCGUUCGAAGAUGGAGACGCUCGGAGCCAACAACACAUACGCGCCCAGCUCUCGAGGAGCGCCCAGGUACCGAGAGAAAGCUGAAAAUCUGUUCGGAAACGGCGCCGAAAGGGUCAACCACGCUUACGAGAUUGGCGAUGAAGAAGUCGGCAUGCAAAUCUACGGAGAAACUGGAAGACGGCGCGAGAGUCUCUACGGAGACGUCGAUGACGGCAAAGUGUAGCAGAAUUGGGAGUGAGAGUAGGAUGGCUGUUCGGCUGGCUGGUGAGCUUGCGACGACGAAUACGACUGCCGAGAAGGAGAGGAGGACAAGAUAUCCUGCAUACGUUUCACUAGAGCUUGUCCUCCAUCCGACUAUGCUGCACAAUAACAUUGGGGAGAAGCUCCGCCAGCCACACUACUCGAGGAGAAACGCCCAAAUCAGCCAACAUUUUUCUCUGUAGCUGAGAAGGAAACAAGGCAAAGAUCAAAUGGAUAAUACACGAUUUGAUCGGGAAUUCACGAUGAUUUUCGAA
Messenger RNA from Galendromus occidentalis (western predatory mite), 4999 nucleotides. It is a transcript of the gene kkv, whose product is annotated as hyaluronan synthase-like protein kkv. The transcript has 22 exons. Gene Ontology annotation, biological process: chitin biosynthetic process. The record is from RefSeq and is a predicted model, not a curated record. NCBI's taxonomy places the organism in Eukaryota, Metazoa, Arthropoda, Arachnida, Mesostigmata, Phytoseiidae. Gene Ontology annotation, cellular component: cell periphery; cell septum. Gene Ontology annotation, molecular function: chitin synthase activity. The coding region runs from base 1 to 4707 and encodes 1568 amino acids.